AUGCCAACACGUCUACGGAAACGAUACCUACGAAAUGCUGCCGCUGCUCGUGCUAAACGACACCCUCAAACACACGAGCCGGACGCCAUCGACAUUCUUGCUGACUCUGGGAGCGAGUUGGGGGCAGAGACCGAUGAUGAAAUCACAACGUGGAGAGGUGGCCUGUCGUAUCUGCGAUCCAACAAAUGGGCGACCGAUCCAGCCAAACUGUCUGAGUUUGUCAGAACACAAUUUGUGUCUCCCGAAGCCAAGGAAUUCCUUUGUCAUGUUGUGGAGGACGAAAUCCCGAAGGCCUUGGGAAAGUAUGUGACGACCACAUUGUUUCCCCGCAUUGGCGUCAAGGCCGGCCUCGGGCACUCGAUCUUGCUCUCGAUGGCACGCGAAUGGAUGGCCAAGUUUGGCUGGAAGUACCAAGAGCACAAGAAGGCACUUUAUUACGACGGGCACGAGUGCCCCGACGUUCUCAAAGAGAAGAUUAUUCCUGCCUUCGAGAACGAACACGGGCCUGGUUAUCAGGCCCUCUUCUUGAUCGACAACUCACAAGGCCACUCAGCAUACUCUGUGGACGCACUGCUUGCCCAGCGCAUGAACCUCAACUCGGGCCGCAAGCAGGCACAUCUGCGCAGUGGAUGGUAUCUUAAUUCACAUGGUCAACGCAUCGAACAGCCGAUGAUCUUUCUGGCAAAUCAUCCUGACCCAGCGCUUCCGAAACCAGCCCAAGGGAAUGCGUGUCGUUCUGCAGGAACGGGGGCUGUGGCGCUCAGGCUUGCUUCGUGA
This is a messenger RNA of Mycena indigotica, 777 nucleotides long. RefSeq lists its product as uncharacterized. The transcript has 2 exons. Lineage: Eukaryota; Fungi; Basidiomycota; Agaricomycetes; Agaricales; Mycenaceae. The record is from RefSeq and is a predicted model, not a curated record. The coding region runs from base 1 to 777 and encodes 258 amino acids.